AGCAGUCCUGGCCCCAGGCAGACGCAGCCAGCUCGCGCCGCAGGAUCCACCCGGCUGCGUCUCGGCCGGAGGAGCGACGGCUUGGAGGGCCAUGUCGGCGCAGGAGGACCUCCAGAUGACCCCUCAGGAGCGCGAGCGCGCGCGCGCGGCGGCGGCCGCGGGCGGGCAGAAGCCCACGGCCUCGGAGGCCGCCGCGUUCGAGGCCGCCGAGGAGGUCGUGCUGGGCGGUGGCGGCGGUGAGCAGCACAUCGUCAUCGUGGGCGCCGGGCUGGUCGGGUCGCUUCUGGCUGUGGUGUUGCUGCGCAAGGGCUUCCGGGUCCACAUCUUCGAGCGCUACGCGGACAUCCGCUCCAUCCCGACCAACGGGCGGUCCUCACAG
This is a messenger RNA of Prorocentrum cordatum, 379 nucleotides long. Lineage: Eukaryota; Dinophyceae; Prorocentrales; Prorocentraceae. The record is from the annotation of a GenBank genome assembly.